AUGGAGGAAACUUCAAGAGGCAAUGGAACCGUCUCAAUUUCUUAUGAUUCCCACGGAAAGGUUGAAAUUUGUGUGAAAAAUGAUAGAAACGUUGGCUCUUAUGGCGUUUUUGUUGGAGAUAAUCCAUUUGAUUUUGCUCUUCCUGCAACAUUGUUCCAAAUCAUUGUUAUUAUCACACUUUGUCAAUCUCUUCACUUUGUUCUCAGGCCAUUGCAAACACCCAAAUUCAUCUGCAGCGUUCUCGGUGGAAUUCUUUUGGGGCCAUCAUUUUUAGGGAGAUGUGAAAUUUACUGGAAAUCAUUAUUUCCUGCAAGACAAUCUGAUGUUUUAUUAGUGAUGUCAAUAGUUGGACCUAUAUACUUUUUGUUCUUCGUUGCACUGAAAAUGGAUAUGCUAAUGACAGUAAGAGCCGCAAAAAGUACUUGGCUACUCGGGAUAAUACCUUUUGCGGCUUCUGCUGUGGUUAUGUCAACACUUUUACAUCUUUUCUAUUCACCGCGAAAUUUCCCGAAAUUAAACCCACCACAUCCAUCAUUAAGUGUUACAAUGUCAUUCAGUAAUUUCCCUGUCAUAACUGAAGCUUUAUCAGAACUUAACCUCAUAGCAACUGAAUUAGGGCAGCUUGCUCUGUCUUCAUCCUCUUUCAACGACUGCAUACAGUUUACUGUCAUAAUAGGACACCAUAUCUCAACCACUGAGAAACCAAAAUUCCAAGCGUUGGCUGUGGCUAGUUGCAUAUUGUUCGCGUUGUUUUGCUUCUUUGUUUUAAAGCCAACGAUGAAGAUGAUUGCACGCAACACACCGUAUGGGAAACAAGUGAAACAAAUUUAUGUUGUGUUUAUUCUUCUUGGUGUUUUAAUCAUGUCAGGUAUAACUGACACUAUUGGGGUAACGUUCAUGAUUGGACCAUUGAUGUUGGGUCUGAUGAUACCGAGUGGACCUCCUUUGGGAACAAUAUUGGUUGAAAAAUGUGAAGUUAUUAUCUCAGAUUUUCUGUUACCUUUCUUCUUUGCUUAUGUUGGCAUGACUACAGACCUGUCUUUACUUAAACGUUGGAAAGAGUUUUUUACUUUGCAGUUUAUCUUACUUGCGGGCGACAUGGCCAAGGUAGUUGCUUGUGUGUUGGUUUCUAUGUUAUAUAACAUUAAGCCCAGACAAGGCACGGUGCUUGGUCUCAUGAUGAACAUCAAGGGCAUAACCCACCUUAUAGCUAUUACUAAAUUGAAGAAUCUCAAGUUGAUGGAUGACGAUACAUACAGUCACUUGGUGAUUUGUGUGGUGGUUACAACCGCAGUCGUCUCACCUUUGAUUAAUAAACUAUACAAGCAUCGUCAUCGAGUACUAAAUUCGUCAACCAAUUUGGACCAACAAAUGACAACAAUCCAGAACACUUCUAGAAAUUUAGAGUUUCGCAUUGUUACUUGUGUACAUAACGAAGGACACGUACGCGGUAUCACUGCUCUAUUAGAAGUCUGCAACCCAGUUCCGCAAAGCCCGAUAGCUGUAUACGUGAUUCACCUCGUCCAGCUUUUAGGAAAAAGCGCGCCAAUUCUGCUUCCGAUUAAUCACAAACAGAAUAAGAAAUUUCUGUCAGUGAAUUACCCUGACACAAACCACAUCAUGCGAGCAUUUGAGAAUUAUGCUAGCAACUCUUAUGGUCCGGUUAUUGUUCUACCAUAUGUCAACGUUGCACCUUAUAAAAGCAUGCAUGACGCUGUUAUCAACUUAGCACAAGACAAAAUGGUUCCUUUUAUAGUAGUCCCUUUUCACGAAAAUGACCAUAUUGACCUCAACGGACACGUGGCAACCGCGAUCCGAAGACUAAAUACCAUGUUUCAAGCACGUGUGCCAUGCACGUUGGGGAUAUUGGUGGAUAGAUACUCACGGCUUGGAGAGAGUAACGACAGUGGAAAAUCUUAUUUUCACGUGGGAGUGUUUUUCAUUGGUGGAGCAGAUGACAGAGAAGCAUUGUCUUUGGGGAUUCGAAUGUCGGAAAGGGAAAACAUGAAGGUGUCUUUGUUUCGGUUUGUUAUGUUGAAUAGACAAGAAUAUGAAAGUACUCAAUCUCAAUCGGGUGUAGAAAUAGAUGAGGAAGAACAAGAUGAAACGUUGGAUGAAAGUUUAAUCGAUGAGUUUAAGAGUAUGAAAUUUGGGUCAGGGAAUGUUUGUUGGUACGAGGUUGUGGCGGAGGAUGGAGUAGGGAUAAUGAGAUCAAUUCGUGGUUUGGAAGGAGACUAUGAUCUUGUGAUGGUUGGGAGGAGACAUAAUAUUGGAUCUUUGAAAGAUGAAGAAAUGGGUAACUUCAUAGAGAAUGCUCAAAUAUUAGGGAUAUUUGGAGAUAUGUUGUCAUCAACAGAGUUCUGUAUUGGGAUGGUUCCUGUUUUGGUGACACAAUGUGGUGGGGAUAAAAGGGUAAGUAACAAGCUUGAUAGACUAGGUUCGGCUACUGCCUCUCAAAUGAGUUUACUGUUUAAUAAAUAA
Molecule: messenger RNA, 2481 nt
Organism: Vicia faba (fava bean)
Lineage: Eukaryota; Viridiplantae; Streptophyta; Magnoliopsida; Fabales; Fabaceae
Source: the annotation of a GenBank genome assembly